GUAAAAACAUGUGGACAGCAUGGUAUUUCUUGUGCCGACGAAUCACAGUCCAAAGAAUAACUUAACUUCAGACGAUCUCACUUUCUGAUGCAGAUAAGAUUCGAAUCUUCCACUGGAGCGACGAUCUGCAGUCUGAUAAUCAACUUACGAGUGUAUCCUGCUGUAGUGGAUCAAACAUUUCGUUUCUUUCACCCGGAACUCAGCUACCUCAAAAAGAUCAUGCGCGUUCCAAUCGCCGGAUCCACUCCACCGCCGAUUGCAGGGAUGAAGGCUUACGGCGCCGAGCCCAUCCGUCUGUGGACUCGAGUCUCAGACCCAACCGUCAUGAUUGACUCUGGGACCGGUUACCUCGGAGGUCCCGUGGAUGUUUUGGUCAAAGUGGGUCUGGGUAGUAGCCCAGAGGUACGUGAAUUUUUGAUUGCAGUCUACAUGGAGCCAUUUCAACUGAAGGCAGCCUAUGUGUGGAAGUGGGUAGUACAUGCCCUGCGUCGUGUGGAUGCAGUGGCCACUCUUGGUCAACCAACUGCGGCGCUCAGUCUACUUCUGCAUGCUGAUGGACUCCUGCCAGUCGGAGGCCCCAGGUCUGUCAGCGUGCACACAGAUUCGCCCAGUGAGGUCUUAUUGGGAACAGAUCUAAGCAUAAGCCACGACAAACCCCAACGCACCGGUGAACUCAACCUCGUGCUAUCCGCCGCAACGGUCUGUGAGAUCAAAGUUCGACUACAGCCUCGGAAAGUUGGAAGUCAGAAGUACCGGAUCAAUGCCGUGGACAACGUCGCUGACGUCGUCAUGCGGGCUUGGAUUCUGUGCGUUGAUGUUCGGCCUCCAGAGGUGACAAAAUCCUUCAGCAUCAAACUUCCGCUAGUUAACGCACAGAACGCGGAAGAGAAAUGUCACAAGCGCAUCGCAUACACCAAUUCUCAGCCACUCGCCAAAAAGUUACACCUACAUACAGAUCGACCGGAUUUGUUGCGGUUUAAAGAAACUGAACAUCUAGUGGACGCCGGAGCUACAGUACAGUUGGGACUUCGAUUCAUUCCUCAAGCAUCACCGGGCGAGCAACAGAUUUACGUUUUCAUCAAAGACGAAAAAAAUGUGGUUCUGGAAACGUUCGCCAUCGAAACACAAUACGAGUGAUUGACUGUAAUCAACAAUUGUGUUUGUUUACUGCCAUUCAUGUUAGCCAUAAAGUUUGGUCUCGUUA
Dicrocoelium dendriticum is the source of this 1204-nucleotide messenger RNA. The record is from the annotation of a GenBank genome assembly. NCBI's taxonomy places the organism in Eukaryota, Metazoa, Platyhelminthes, Trematoda, Plagiorchiida, Dicrocoeliidae.